CCGCCAUUUUACCGCUCCCUCCUCCCCCGGUGCGGCUGGAUUGAAUGAGCCCGCUGCCUGCGAAUUGAGCGCCAUGUCAGGCACCCCGAGCCGUGGCACCCCCGGCGGGACCCCGCUGUCGCCGACUCGCAUCUCCCGCAUGCAGGAGAAGGAGGAGCUGCGGCAGCUCAAUGACCGCCUGGCCGUUUAUAUCGACCGUGUGCGCGCGCUGGAGCUGGAGAAUGACCGGCUGCUGCUGAAGAUCUCCGAGAAGGAGGAGGUCACCACCCGGGAGGUGAGUGGAAUCAAGAGUCUCUAUGAGUCUGAACUGGCUGAUGCUCGAAGAGUUCUGGAUGAAACAGCCAAAGAGAGGGCAAGAUUACAGAUUGAAAUAGGGAAACUGAGAGCAGAACUUGAGGAGUUCAAUAAAAGCUACAAGAAGAAAGAUGCAGAUUUGUCUGUGGCUCAGGGUCGCAUUAAGGAUCUUGAAGUGCUGUUCCACAGAAGUGAGGCAGAGCUCAGUACUGUCCUGAAUGAGAAACGCAGUCUGGAAGCAGAGGUGGCUGAUCUGCGUGCCCAACUGGCUAAGGCUGAAGAUGGCCAUGCUGUGGCUAAGAAGCAGUUGGAGAAAGAGACACUCAUGCGUGUGGACCUGGAGAAUCGGUGCCAGAGCUUGCAAGAGGAUCUGGAUUUCAGGAAGAAUGUGUUUGAGGAGGAAAUAAGAGAAACGAGAAAACGACAUGAACAUCGUUUGGUUGAGGUGGACACUAGUCGCCAACAGGAGUAUGAAUCCAAAAUGACUCAGGCCCUGGAGGAUCUGCGAAAUCAACAUGAAGAACAAGUCAGACUGUACAAAAUGGAGCUUGAGCAGACCUAUCAGGCUAAGCUGGAGAAUGCCAAACUGUCCUCUGACCAAAAUGACAAAGCUGCUGGUGCAGCUCGAGAGGAGUUGAAGGAGGCUCGCAUGAGAAUAGAAGCUCUCAGCUACCAGCUUUCGGGGCUUCAGAAACAGGCUAGUGCAGCAGAGGAUCGCAUUCAUGAAUUGGAGGAAAUGAUGGCUGGUGAGCGGGAAAAGUUUAGGAAGAUGCUAGAUGCAAAGGAGAGGGAAAUGACAGAAAUGAGGGACCAGAUGCAGCAGCAGCUUACAGAGUACCAGGAACUGCUUGAUGUUAAGUUAGCACUGGAUAUGGAGAUCAGUGCUUACCGAAAACUCCUGGAAGGAGAAGAGGAAAGGUUGAAGCUCUCUCCAAGCCCCUCCUCCCAUGUUACAGUCUCUCGGGCUACCUCCAGCAGCAGCAGCACUUCACUUGUUCGCUCUUCCCGAGGCAAGAGAAAACGUAUUGAAGCAGAGGAGCUUUCAGGCAGCGGAACAAGUGGAAUUGGCACUGGAAGUAUUAGUGGCAGUAGCAGUAGCUUCCAAAUGUCCCAGCAAGCUUCAGCUACAGGAAGUAUCAGCAUAGAAGAGAUAGACCUGGAGGGCAAAUACAUUCAGCUGAAGAACAACUCGGAGAAGGAUCAGUCUUUGGGUAACUGGAGACUGAAAAGACAAAUUGGAGAUGGAGAAGAAAUUGCUUACAAAUUUACUCCUAAGUAUGUCCUCAGAGCUGGGCAGACCGUAACAAUUUGGGGUGCAGAUGCAGGAGUAGCUCAUAGCCCCCCUUCUGUUCUUGUGUGGAAGAAUCAAGGCAGCUGGGGCACUGGAGGAAAUAUCCGCACAUAUCUCGUAAACUCUGAAGGAGAGGAAGUUGCAGUGAGAAGCGUUACUAAAUCAGUAGUCGUGCGGGAGAAUGAAGAGGAAGAGGAUGAAGCAGAGUUUGGAGAGGAAGACCUUUUCAACCAACAGUUAAGUACUGUGAAAUAACUGACCAGCAGCUGGCAGAGAGAAAAGGAGAAAGAUACUUCAUACAGCUGAUACCAGAAAACAUUUUAAACUUAUUUCAAACUCAAGCAAUUUGUUCUCCUGAUCAGUGGCCAUUAGUAGCUCUCUUCACAAAUAACUCGUUCUGGGUAAGUUUGAAGUUGAGUUCUGAAAGCUUUUUUUGGUCUCCAGGAGACUGAGCAGUGUAUUUGUAGUAUAAAGCAACUGAAACAGAAACUCUUGGGUUUUUACCCUAAGAAGCAGCUAUGCAGCAUAGCGCGCUCUCAAACGGAAGCAUCGUUUGAAAUAAAGGAAGAAAAUUCUUGUUCUAAAGCUAAUGACAUAAUGAUUUUCAUUUGUCAUCUGUAUCGGUGCCGGAAGUACGGAGAUUAACCAGUCAGCCCAUCGUAGAAAGCCACAACCAGAGUAGCAGUGCCUUAAUCCUGGCAGUAGACUGUGAUAUGUGCCAUGUGCCACGCUUCCUCUACAGCUGGGGUGUUCCCUGAAUGUAACUAAACAAAAAAAAAAAAGCUUUUAACUACUGAGAUGAUAACCAGAGUUUAGGCUUACAAUAAGAAAACA
Molecule: messenger RNA, 2419 nt
Organism: Phalacrocorax carbo (great cormorant)
Lineage: Eukaryota; Metazoa; Chordata; Aves; Suliformes; Phalacrocoracidae
Source: RefSeq, a predicted model, not a curated record